Molecule: messenger RNA, 1482 nt
Organism: Plasmodium relictum
Lineage: Eukaryota; Apicomplexa; Aconoidasida; Haemosporida; Plasmodiidae
Product: PIR-like protein
Exons: 3
Coding region: 1-1482 (493 amino acids)
Source: RefSeq, a predicted model, not a curated record
AUGUUCAACCUCUCAAUGACAAUUUCAUAUUUUCUUGUUUUAGUUUGGAUAUUUGAUUAUUUUUGCAAUAUAAGUUUAUGGAUUAGCAAUAAUAAUUUUAAAAUAAUACCAUAUUUCAAAAUAGGAAGAACAUUAGCAGAAAAAAAAAAAUCUUUAAAAACUAGAGUAAAAAGACAUGCUCAUAGUGAGGAAGAAAAAUUGAAUAAAUGGUUGGAAGAUAAACAAAGUGAAUUACUUAAAAAGAUAGAAAAUCUGCAUGAAAACAACACAUGCAACAACACUGAUUUUAUUGAUUGGAUGCAUAAUAAAACUAACGAAAUGAUAUUAAAGUUAAAUACCUAUCCUUUCCCUAAUCUUAAGAGAAUUGCAAAUGAUAGUUGGAGUGUUUGGGAAAAAUUAAAACAAAUUUUUGAUGAUUAUUUUGCAUAUCUUAAAGAUAAAUUUUCAUGUAGAAUUACUCAAUUUAAUAUUACAGAUAUUACUGAUUGGAUGCAUAAUAAAAGUAUGAAUAUUGUAAAAGACUUGAAUUUAAACCCUAAUCCUGAUCAAAAGAAAAAUUUAAAUGAAACAUAUAAUUUAUGGAAUAAAGUGUCAAUAUAUGUUAAAAAUAAUAUAAUGAAAUUACAAAAUAAUACAAUGUUAAAUAGUAGUUCUGCAAAUAAUAAUUUAUCAACCCCAACUGAGUCAUCACCCACAUCUACUUCAUUAAGCACACCCACUCCAAUUGAACGUACCUCAUCACAUUCAUCCACUUUAUCUCCCAUAUCUACUUUACCAUCUACAUCAUCUUCCAUACCUACUACAUCACCCACAAAAUCGUCGAUGCCCAUUUUACCAUCUACAUCAUCUUCCACAUUUAAUAUAUCACCCACUUCAUCUUCCACACCUACUAUAUCACCCACAAAAUCGUCGAUAUCCAUUUUACCAUCUACAUCAUCUUCCACACUUAAUAUAUCACCCACUUCAUCUUCCACAUCUAUUUUAUCACCUACGUCUACUUCAUCAUAUGAUGAUUUAACUAAUUCUUCUACUGCUGUAGAUAGUACAGAUUAUUCUUCUUCUGUUGCACCUUUAGUUAUAACUGGAGAUAUAGAUGCAUCUACAAAUGGUUUAACUCCCUUAAUUCUUGAAGGGAGAAGUAGUAGUACAUAUAGUACAGCAUGCACAGGUUUACUAUGUGGGCCAACAAUUGCUGCCAUAUCCGCUCCUCUCGCUAUUGUUGGAGUUGCAUUUUCCUUAGUACUCCUUUAUAAAUAUACUCCUAUUGGAUCACUUCUUGGAAAAAAUAAUAUAAAUAUAAGGAAAAAAAGAAAAAGAACACGUGAAAAAUUAGUGGAAAAUACUAUGGAUCCUCCAGAACUUUUAAAUGAAACAGGAGAAAGUAGUCCAAAGAGAAGCAGAUUAAGUAGUUUUCUCAGAGCUUUUGGUUUUAGAUAUAGAAGUAUAUUUCCUUUCAUAGAUGAAGAUAAAACAAUGAGAUGA